Molecule: messenger RNA, 3234 nt
Organism: Aspergillus versicolor CBS 583.65
Lineage: Eukaryota; Fungi; Ascomycota; Eurotiomycetes; Eurotiales; Aspergillaceae
Product: LipA and NB-ARC domain protein
Exons: 8
Coding region: 1-3234 (1077 amino acids)
Molecular function (GO): ADP binding
Source: RefSeq, a predicted model, not a curated record
AUGCCCAAACGCGCCGAACGCGGUGUGACUGUUUUGCACGAUCCCCGGGCGACUCCCAGCAAUGAUGGAAGCAUAGCCGAGAUCGCCGUUGACGUGGUAGCUAUCCACGGACUGAACGGCGACGCCGAGCAAACAUGGACGCACCGAGAUUCCGGAACGCUGUGGCUAAGGGACCUUCUUCCUGUUCAAAUACCAGCCAUCCGCGUUCUCACCUACGGAUAUGAUGCGCGGAUUGCCAACUUUACCGGCCAGCAACAUCUCAGAUCGAUUGCCAUCAAGCUGAUAAGCGAGCUUGUAGACCUUCGACGGACCAGCGAGGCCUUGUUACUCGAUCGACUCAGCGCUGACAAGCUUGUUCAGGAUUGCGUCCGCGGGGUGAUGUUCUUCGGUACAUCCACCUUGGAGGCUCAGACCCGUUUCGCUGAUGCUGACUACCUGACAGGCACUCCCCAUAAUGGGAGUGAUAUUGCCACCACCGGCAAGAUUCUGGCGGCUCUAGUGUCCAAGAUUUCGCCCCUUAAUGCGCCAACAGCACUUCUUGGAAUGCUUCGAAAGAAUUCGCAAGAACUGUUUGAAAUGACCGAAGACUUCGUCAAACGCCGCGGCGAUAUCGAGCUGGUUACAUUUUACGAAACUCGCAGAACCCGAGUUGGGUGUGUAUUUAAGACAAUGGUCGUGGAAAGGAGUUCGGCAAUCCUGAAUCUCGGCCCUGAAAAUACCAUCCCUCAAGAUGCGGACCACGUUCAGUUGGUCCGCUUCAGCAACACCAACAAAACGAACUUUCGACCAGUAUUGUACCGUCUGAGAGAAUGGGUUGACAAGUUCAGGUGUGACUCUUCAUCUGAAACCACGCAAACGACCAGUGACAGGAGCAUGGGAGCUAAUGCAAGCAAAAUUGCAGUCACGACAGCGCGGGCGGUAUUUCUCGCUCCUAGUGGGGAGCCAUGCCAAAGCUUAUAUGGGAGAGUAGGAGGGGUUGGAAAAACACGGGUAGCUCUGUGCUAUGUAUUGGGCCACAUGUUGCAAUACAAAUGCGCGGUUGUAUGGCUGAACGCUGGGUCGCAAGCAUCACUUGAAAAUGACUUUCAUCGUUUGUACGACGCAUUGCAACUGAGAUGCCCUGGUGACAGGAUUGAGGCAGUGAAGGGCUGGCUUUCUCAAAGUCAUAAUCAAAAAUGGCUACUCAUUUUCGAUAACGCGAACACUCCGGACAAGGUAGGACUGGAAAAAUAUAUACCAAUGGUGAGCUGGGGCCACAUUAUUUUCACGACGCGCGACCAGGCGGUUAUGGGGACAUUGUGUCAGCGGUGGAUAGAGCUUCAGCCACUCCCAAAAGAAGCAUCUGUUAGCCUUUUGGUCGAAACUUCAGGGCCAGCAAAUUCAAACCAACCCGACAUGCAAGCAGCAGAGGAGGUGGCUCAAACUCUGGGGUAUUUGCCGCUAGCAAUGGUCCACGCCGCGGCGUUCAUGCGAUCGCGGUAUAAAACGUUCAGGCAAUAUGCACACAUGUUUGCCACUGGACCAGACCAACUGUUUGGAUUCACUCCACGGGUAGGAUCGCAACAGAGUCCUGUGCUCAGAACUUGGGAGCUCAGUUUCAAGGAGCUGGAACAAGACUCACAAGACGCUGUUUCUAUCCUUCUCCUCUUCUCAUUUCUGGACCCGGCCUCUAUACCGGAAAUUCUUCUGCACCGAGGCUGCACCGCGAACAGAAGAUGGGACGAUGACGGGGAAAUUGUGGAUGUUGCGGCGCAUGAGGAAGGUGUGGAAGAGGACUUGGCGAGCCUCAUCGGCAAUGAGUUUAGGCUGGAUGACGCAAUUGAACGACUAUUUGCUCUGUCUCUUAUAAGCUGCCAAACAGGGCCAGAUACUGGCCGAACGUUCUCAAUACAUCCACUAGUGCAGCACUGCGUCGUGAACAGGUUAUCUCCUGGUAAAGUGAGGAGAUGGAGACUUCAAGCCCUCCUACUUGUGUGCCAUGCAUUCCCAAGGAACCGGUAUCUUGAGCCAAGCAACGGAGUUAUAGGGCGAAGGCUGUUACCACAUCUGCGGCGUGUGCUACUCGAGUACGAUGAGGGUUGUAAGUCCGGCGAUAGCGAAGACCAAAUACCCAUCUUUCGGCACGCAAUCGCGUCUACCCUGCUGUCCGCAUCUCGGUACUCGGAUACUGACUGGAAACGGGAGGCGAUAACGCGCACAAAGACCACCCUGCAUCAGGACGAUGAGCCGUUUUUAAACACGGAACUUGCGCAUAGAAAGAGAGCUGUGCAAAGGAUGUUCGGGGUCCCAGAUACUGAGAAGACGGUCCUUCACGAAACCUUUCAUCCCGGUGCACAGGCCGGACAGCAUUCCAGACAGGCGAGCAAGAAAUACAAUGCUCAGUUGGGAGAAAUGAUUAUUUCUAGCGCCGGUGGACUAAUUCGGGAAGGAAAACUUCAAGCAGCUGAGGCCAAGCUCUGUCAGUGGAAGCCGCUGGGGACCCCAUCCACGCUCGAACGGAUAACGCUAAGGGCACAGCAGAUGAACUUGGGCAAAAUGCUCCGUCUGUGUGGAGCGUUUGAUCUCGCACUGGUCAAGCUAGAUUCCCUGUUUAGGGAGAGCAUGGGAGAUGUCUUUUUUGAGGGAAGCGGAUGGCAUAUGGUUCUCGUUCGGGAGCUUGCCGGUCUUCUUUGUGAAGUUGGUGAUCCAGUUCGGGCGGAAAAGAUCCUCCUGGAUACAUUAGAACCGAUGGCAGAGGCGAAUAUACUGGAUAUAAGAAACGGUCGCCGGCUCCGCCUGUCGCUUGCUGAGACAUAUCUCCAACGGCACAUGUUUGAGCAGGCAGAGGAGCUUCUUUUCCUCCUCAAGGAUGCAUUCGAGUCUGACGGACAUCUGGACAAUCUGGCGCAAGAGAGCGUGUUUCGUAUUUGGAUGAUGCUCGCUAGAAAGUCACAUACGCAAUUCGCAUGGGACGAAGCACUUUCGCGAUGGAGGAAGGCACUGUCGGUGUUGGAGAGUAUUGGGUAUGGGAACGGGGCGCAUGCGGCGAUCGUUCGCAAGUCGAUCGGCCAUGCGCUUUGGAUGGCUGGCACGGGUGACAAACAGCAGAUUCAACGAAUUUUGUGCCUGGCCGCAAGUGAUUGCGCCCAUGGAAGUCGGAUUUACUGGGAGCCACGAUUUGAUUCCAUCUGGCACGACCAUAUCGAGAAAGCCCUGCAAGAUGUUGGGAAGGAAAACAAAGGCGCCGCCACGUGA